UAUCUAUGCACUCUAUUGCUAUCGUCUGGAUAAAGAUAGGCCUCUCUUGCCUGGAGGCACAAGUCAAGAUCGUUUUCAUGUGAUUCUAAAUGCACUCUUAAUGGUCCGCAGACUAUUAAUACCGUUUGCCAAGUUUAUAGACAUAUUCGUCCAAGGAGACUGCGAAUUUGAAUUCGGGGUUCACAGCUGUGGUUUUGGUAAGUGGAAAGGAUGGCAGUGUUGCGUUUGCUGCGAGAAAGGGCCAAUGGGCCAUUUGGGCUCCAGCGUUGCUUAUUCAGCAGCGACCCGCCGGCUGAUGCGGCGCCUCACGUGCUGACGGGCCGCGUCGGCUCGGUGACGACCAUAGCGCUGAACCGCACCGCAUCGCGCAACAGCAUCUCGGCCGAGACGGCGCUCCAGCUGACGGCUGCGCUGCGCCGGUUUGAGGCCGACACCACCUCGCCAGUGGCCGUGCUGCACGGCCGCGGCGGCAACUUCUGCUCGGGCUGCGACCUGGCCGAGCUGGCCGCCGGUGAGGAGCCGCCGCCGGGACCCGCCGGCCAGCCGUGCGCCAAGCCGGUGGUGGCCGCCGUGGACGGGUUCGCAGUGGGCGGCGGCCUGGAGUUGGCGCUCUGGUGCGACUUGCGUGUCGUGGAGGAGACGGCGGUGCUGGGUGCGUACGGUCGCCGGUUCGGCGUGCCGCUGCUCGACGGCGGCGCCGACCGCCUGCCACUGAUGGUCGGCCUCUCGCGCGCGCUGGACAUGAUCCUGACUGGACGCGCCGUGUCCGGCCAGGAGGCUUUCGAGUGGGGGCUGGCAAACCGGCUUGUGGCCUGUGGCACCGCGCUUGCCCAGGCAGUUAACCUGGCAUCCUCGAUCGCCAAGUUCCCGGCCGAGUGCGUGGCGGCCGACCGGCGCGCCGCCUACCGGGCGGCGUUCGAGGCCGCCUCGCCGCAGGAGGCGCUGCGAGAGGCGCGUGCCGCCGGCCGGGGGCCGCUCGAGCGGGAGGGCCGCCACGGGGCGCGCCGCUUCCUCGCCGGUGUCGGCCGCCAUGGCAAGUUUAACAUCCACCCCGAGAAACAGGAGGAGUGGAACAGGCGGUGACGGCGCCGCGCCGCUCCGCUGUGCUGGUGACUGGGAGGGUGGGAACUGGGAGCAGACUGACACUGUGAAACGGAAC
This is a messenger RNA of Amphibalanus amphitrite, 1159 nucleotides long. Its product is annotated as probable enoyl-CoA hydratase. Lineage: Eukaryota; Metazoa; Arthropoda; Thecostraca; Balanomorpha; Balanidae. The record is from RefSeq and is a predicted model, not a curated record. The transcript is spliced from 2 exons. Gene Ontology annotation, molecular function: catalytic activity. The coding region runs from base 211 to 1083 and encodes 290 amino acids.